CAACAGUGUCAGGAGAAUGUCCGGUGCCGAGGAUUAUCAGUUUUUAAGAACAAGACACAUUAAGUUUUUACAAAGAUGCCUCAGAGUUCUUCCUUACAGUGCCGUCACCUUUGAUACGAGUCGGAUGACCGUCCUGUUCUUCGCACUCUCCGGACUGGACCUCUUGGAUGGCCUUAAGGAAGUGGAGAAAACUGAGAUGCAGCACAUCAUCAACUGGAUAUACUCUUUACAAAUACUGCCUGGUGAUGAUAAAGAUCAGUUGGCAAAUGCUGGGUUUCGAGGAGGGACGUCCCUGGCCAGUUGCAGAGGUCAUGCUGACUCAGUCAGUAGUAUAUCUUCAUUUGACUGUGGACACAUUACUAUGACCUACACAGCCCUUGCUUCCUUAAUUAUAUUAGGUGAUGACCUGAGUCGCGUUGACAGAAAAGCAGUUUUAGCGCAUGUAGCAUCUCUACAGUGUCGAGAUGGCAGUUUUUUCUCUACUCGUGGAGGCAGUGAAAAUGACAUGCGGUUCAUGUACUGUGCAGCGACCAUCUGUUACAUUCUUCAAGACUUCUCAGCCAUAAAUAUCAACACUGCUGUCCAGUAUAUCAUCAACAGCAUGAGUUAUGAAGGAGCUAUGGGUCAGGGAAUAUACUUAGAGAGCCAUGGAGGAAGUAGCUACUGUGCAAUUGCAACUCUACAUUUGAUGGGGAAGCUGAGUUCAGCUCUAUCCAAUAUUCAGAAACAAAGACUAGUGCGAUGGUUGGUUAGUCGACAAGAUAGUGGUGGUUUACAAGGCCGCCCCAAUAAGCCACCUGAUACUUGCUACACCUUCUGGAUUGGGGCAUCUUUGAAGCUACUUGGAGGUCUUGACUUCUUGAAUCUGGAAGCACUGCGGCAGUUUGUUCUGUCAACACAAGACCCCAUCACAGGGGGCCUAGCAAAAUACCCUGACUCCCAUCCAGAUGGUCUUCACACAUAUUUGGGAAUCAGUGGACUUGCCCUCUUAGGGCGAGAUUGCCUUAAACCAGUAGACCCGGCCUUGAACAUCAGUGAACGGGCCCUCAAACAUCUCCACUCAUUGCACAAAUCUUCCACUCAAAACUCAAAGUCUACAAAAUGUUGAUGAGCAGCAUUUGUUAUAAGAGGCCUCAUAUGGUAGCUUUGUUAUUUGUUUGACUUGUGCCAGUUGGGGUAAAUUAUAGAUGAUGUAUACACUUCAGAUAUAUUCUUUGCAUGUAGAGUCAUUGUAUUUCAUGCACAUUCAUAUAACAAAUGAUGUUAGAAUAUGUAAAUUGUAUAUAUUUAUAUUUAUAUAAAUACUGUAUAGCUAUAAACAUUUACGUUCAGAAACAAUGUCUGUGUUAUAUGUGGUUUUAACAUUGAAUUGGAAAAGGUUUAAGACAAUUUUGUUAUUAUUAGUGUGGCAGUUGUGUAUUCUCAAUUGUUAUUUUCAGUUACAGUAGUGUCUUAAUGAUACAAUUCGUGUACAUUCUAAUCAAGUUGAUCAUUUAGAAGCAAACAAGUGAUUGCAGGCCCUUCGUGCCCAGUGAAAGUUUGAAUGCUCGUGCUUGGCUAGCGCGCAACCGCUGUCCAGCUGACAGCGUACAGCAAAUGAGGGUGCGCCAAGUCCGUAGACUUGCAUCGUU
Homarus americanus (American lobster) is the source of this 1631-nucleotide messenger RNA. It is a transcript of the gene betaggt-I, whose product is annotated as geranylgeranyl transferase type-1 subunit beta-like. Gene Ontology annotation, biological process: protein geranylgeranylation. The record is from RefSeq and is a predicted model, not a curated record. Lineage: Eukaryota; Metazoa; Arthropoda; Malacostraca; Decapoda; Nephropidae. The coding region runs from base 17 to 1108 and encodes 363 amino acids. Gene Ontology annotation, cellular component: CAAX-protein geranylgeranyltransferase complex. The transcript is spliced from 7 exons. Gene Ontology annotation, molecular function: CAAX-protein geranylgeranyltransferase activity.